Funneliformis mosseae is the source of this 537-nucleotide messenger RNA. The record is from the annotation of a GenBank genome assembly. Lineage: Eukaryota; Fungi; Glomeromycota; Glomeromycetes; Glomerales; Glomeraceae.
AUGAAAUUCAAUAACCGCAUCAUCCUUCUUCUUAUCGUUCUCUUCGUGUUGGUUUCAUUCGUUGCUGCACAAGGACCACCAGAAGACGAUGGAAAAGCACCAGAAGACGGAAAAGCACCAGAGGGUGGCAAAGCACCAGAGGGUGGCAAAGCACCAGAAGACGGCAAAGCACCAGAAGACGGCAAAGCACCAGCUGACGGCAAAGCACCAGCAGACGGCAAAGCACCAGCAGAUGGCAAAGCACCAGAAGAUGGCAAAGCACCAGCUGACGGUAAAGCACCAGCUGACGGUAAAGCACCAGCUGACGGUAAAGCACCAGCUGACGGAAAAGCACCAGCUGACGCCCCAGCUGACGGAAAAGCCCCACCAGCAAAAGGCCCAGAAGGAGGUAAAGCACCAACACCAGCCAAGACCCCAGAUACCACCAAAUCCCCAGCACCUUCUGCCAAAGCCGCCGCUGGCGCUGCCAACAAUCUUAAAUCCGAAGUUGGAGUUACAUUCGCAGCCAUCGCUGUUCUUGGUGCCUUAUUUGCUUAA